GAAACGAAACAAAACAUUUGAAUCUGAGAGAGAGAGAUCAAAAAGCAAUGAGGAGAAAGCAAUCGUAUCUUUAGUUUCCGUUUAAAGAAAACAAAAAAUCGAAUCUUUCUGGGUACAAUUAUCACCCUCCCUCUUCGUCUACUCUCGAUUAUUUCCUUCUUCUUCUGGGUUUGUCGUUUUAUAAUAGAGAGUUUCUGUGGUUUUGUAAUCGAUACACGAAGAAAAGUCUCCUCCUCUAGGGUUUGAUUGUUUAGGUCCGUGGAGAUCAAGAAACUUUCUAGGGCUCUUAUGAAAGUGUAACCAAUGGGUGAAAACGAGAGCGAGGCGAAGAUGGAAGGUUGGUUGUAUAUAAUCAGAUCCAACAGAUUCGGUUUGCAUUUCUCCAAAAAACGUUACUUUAUCCUCGGAGACCAUCUUCUCAAGAGCUUCAAGUCCAUCUCCGAUUCCAAAACCAAGGAUGGUGGAAGAAGUGCGGUGAUAGAUUCGUGUAUACGUGUUACUGACAAUGGAAGGGAAAGUGUUCAUAGAAAAGCAUUCUUCAUUUUUACACUGUACAACACUUCAAAUCACAAUGAUCAACUCAAGUUAGGAGCAAGCAGUCCUGAGGAUGCAGCUAGGUGGAUCAAUUUGAUUAAAGAGGAAGCUUUAAAGGGUUCCUCUAAUCCAGGAGAUGUUUUUAGUUGUUCCAGGAGCCGAUGGGAUUCUCUAAGACUGAGUAGCUCGGUUCGGGAACAUCACUCAAAUUCUAUUGACUGGACGCUUCGGUCUUCUGCAAGAGUGGAUCCUGUUACCACCACUGAUGUUGUUGCGCCUUCUCCGUGGACAAUAUUCGGUUGUCAGAAUGGUCUUCGUCUUUUUAAAGAGGCAAAAGAGAGAGAUUCUCUUGGAAGGUGGGAUGACCAUCCGGCUAUCAUGGCUGUUGGGGUUGUUGAUGGAACUUCAGAAAACAUUUUCCAAACACUUCUCUCUCUUGGACCCUCAAGAUCAGAAUGGGAUUUCUGUUUUUUCCAAGGCAGUGUGGUCGAGCAUCUUGAUGGUCACACUGAUAUAAUUCACAAACAGCUAUACAGCGAUUGGUUACCUUGGGGGAUGAAAAGAAGAGACUUUUCGCUGCGGCGUUAUUGGAGAAGGGAAGAUGAUGGGACAUAUGUGAUUCUCUAUCAUUCUGUAUUUCACAAGAAGUGUCCACCUCAGAAAGGCUAUAUCCGUGCGUGCCUUAAAAGUGGCGGUUAUGUGAUUUCUCCCAUAGACAACGGGAAACAGUCAGUUGUGAAGCACAUGCUUGCUGUUGAUUGGAAGUCCUGGAGAUCUUAUGUGAAACCAUCUCUAGCUAGAUCUAUUACUGUGAAAAUGCUUGGAAGAAUCUCAGCCCUUAGAGAGCUGUUUAGGGCGAAACAUGGAAGCUUUCCUUCAUCAGGGGAGUUGUCAAGAAGUGCAAGACUGAAUCAAAACGAAGAGAGUGGCUUUGGUGAAUCUUCUUCUCUGACAGAAUGCGAAAUGUACAAGGACCCCGCUAAUGAAGAGAGAGACAAAUUCCCCUCAGAGCGCUCUAGCCUUGUGGACUUGAACGAUGGAGUGGAUGAGUUUUUCGACGUUCCUGAACCAUCGGAUAAUGACCACUUGGAUGACAACUGGGCCUCGGAUUUUGACUCGGAUACAUACUCUCAGGACACCCGCCAGCCAAAACUAAACAGCGCUUCGAGUUUAGUGAGAAAAAUACACGAUCUUGCAGUUCAAAAGAGGGGUUAUGUUGACCUGCACGAGAGGGCGAGGGAAGAGAGUAGCACGCCUUGCUGUUAUGGAACCACGCUUCCAACUGAUCCUACUUGUGCCUUGCCUUGUAGCUGGACAACAACUGAUCCUUCUACUUUUCUCAUUCGAGGAAAGACUUAUCUUUCAGACCAGAAGAAAGUCACGGCAAAGGGUACACUGAUGCAAAUGGUGGCUGCAGACUGGCUAAAGUCUGACAAGCGGGAGGAUGAUUUGGGCUCCCGUCCUGGUGGCAUAGUUCAGAAAUAUGCAGCAAAAGGUGGACCAGAGUUCUUUUUCAUCGUGAAUAUACAGGUUCCAGGAUCGACAACGUACAGCCUUGUGCUUUAUUACAUGAUGAGCACUCCAAUUGAAGAGCAUCCUUUGCUAGUUAGCUUUGUUAAUGGGGAUGACGCAUAUAGGAACUCACGGUUCAAGCUCAUUCCUUACAUAUCCAAGGGCUCUUGGAUAGUUAAGCAGAGUGUGGGAAAGAAAGCAUGCCUUGUUGGUCAAGCUCUGGAGAUCAAUUACUUCAGGGGAAAGAACUACAUUGAGCUGGGCGUUGAUAUUGGGUCAUCAACGGUUGCGAGAGGUGUUGUGAGUCUUGUUCUUGGUUACCUCAACAAACUCGUGAUUGAAAUGGCAUUCUUGGUUCAGGCAAAUACCGAAGAGGAGCUCCCGGAAUAUCUUCUUGGAACAUGUCGGUUAAACCAUCUAGAUGCAUCUAAAUCAGUUCCAGUUGUUACACAGUCCUAGCAAGACCACAAGUUACAGAUCAAAACAUUCUUUGCAAUCCAUUGAAAGUCAUACGCACGAUAGGUUAUUUUGGUUAUGUGCUUAUGCAAACUCAGAUUUAUAAAGUUCUUGGUGGUACUCUGCCAAAGUUCUUUGUAUAGACAUAGCGCUUGUAUCUAUCAUUGUUCAUUUGAUUGUCCCAACUUGGUCUGUUAGACCCAAUACUUAGCUUCAGUGCUUUUGGAUUCUACUACUAUUGGUUUAUUCCAUUGUUUGUUAUGAUU
Molecule: messenger RNA, 2768 nt
Organism: Brassica napus (rape)
Lineage: Eukaryota; Viridiplantae; Streptophyta; Magnoliopsida; Brassicales; Brassicaceae
Product: protein ENHANCED DISEASE RESISTANCE 2-like
Exons: 21
Coding region: 304-2505 (733 amino acids)
Molecular function (GO): lipid binding
Source: RefSeq, a predicted model, not a curated record